Notolabrus celidotus (New Zealand spotty) is the source of this 1163-nucleotide messenger RNA. Its product is annotated as gap junction Cx32.2 protein-like. Gene Ontology annotation, cellular component: connexin complex. NCBI's taxonomy places the organism in Eukaryota, Metazoa, Chordata, Actinopteri, Labriformes, Labridae. Gene Ontology annotation, biological process: cell communication. The coding region runs from base 143 to 1000 and encodes 285 amino acids. The transcript is spliced from 3 exons. The record is from RefSeq and is a predicted model, not a curated record.
GUGCGUGUGUGUGUGUGCGUGCGUGUUUGAGUCAGAUCAAACCCACAUUAUAUUUAAGUCUCCUCCUGGUCUCGAGAUAAGGUCUCUGGAUCUGUGAUGGGAUCAAACACACUCUGAAUCCUGACAGACGCUGUGUGCAGCCAUGGGGGACUGGUCCUAUCUGUUCGCCCUGCUCGAUAAAGUCCAGUCUCACUCCACGGUGGUGGGGAAGAUCUGGAUGAGCGUCCUCUUCCUCUUCAGGAUCUUUGUACUCGGAGCUGCUGCAGACAAAGUGUGGGGCGACGAGGUGUCAGAGUUCUACUGCGACAGCCUGGAGCCGGGCUGCAAGCACUCCUGCUACAACUGGAAGUUUCCCAUCUCCUACAUCCACUACUGGGUGCUGCAGAUCAUCUUUGUGUCUACACCCACACUGGUGUACCUGGGCCAUGCUGUGCAUAUCAUCCACAGAGAGAAGAGAAUGAUGGAGCAACUAACAGGUGGAGUUGCAGUGAGAAAGUACACGGACGACAGGGGGAAGGUGAAGAUUAAAGGCGUCCUCUUCUGCACCUACAUGACCCAGCUGGUCUUUAAGGUCCUCCUGGAGGUGGGCUUCACUGUGGCUCAGUUCUACAUCUUCGGCUCCGUCUUCAUGGACUCCUUCUUCCACUGUAAACAGUCUCCGCCCUGUGCACGUCACACCGGGGCCCAGUGUUACAUUUCUCGUCCCACGGAGAAGACCAUCUUCAUCCUCUUCAUGCUGGUGGUGACGGGGCUGUCGGUGCUGCUGAACGUGGUGGAGAUGAUUUACCUGCUGUGCAACCGAAGCAGACAACGCAGGAAGCAGCGUUCAGCUCAGCAGCAGCAGAAGCAGGCCAUCACAUCCCAGCAGAACUCAUCCAACCAGGCAUGGGGCAGCGGGGCUAGCAGAUAUGUAGGAUAUCCUCUGUUGCCUCAUCCUGCUGCAGGUGUGACAAGUGAGGAGCAGGACAAGGACUCAGACUGGAAGGAGAAGGACACCUGAAGGAACUUUACCCUGAACCUAAAGUUUUUUAAUUUGAUCAGCAGCUUCAUUAUAUGAAACCUGUUUCAAGAUAAAGAUGUCAAAAACCUCCCGAUAGAAAAUCCUGAGUUCUUUCUUUUUUCAUUCUUUUAAAUAAAUGUUUUUGAACAAAUCUUCAAAAUCA